This is a messenger RNA of Pyrus x bretschneideri (Chinese white pear), 426 nucleotides long. Its product is annotated as MAR-binding filament-like protein 1. Bases 37 to 426 code for a protein of 129 amino acids. NCBI's taxonomy places the organism in Eukaryota, Viridiplantae, Streptophyta, Magnoliopsida, Rosales, Rosaceae. The record is from RefSeq and is a predicted model, not a curated record. The transcript is spliced from 5 exons.
UUUGCAGAAGAAGCGCGAAAAAGAAGCACACAAGUCAUGGCGGGAAGCGACGCUCGGAAGCAGCUUCUGAACUUAAUUCACGAUUUCGCAUCCGAAAAGUCGCACGGAGAGCGAAGAGUGGUAAGUCUGAGGAAGCGAAUCGAAGAGCUCGGUUCCGAGCUGGAAAUUGCAAAUGCGGAGCUCGAAGAAGCCAAGCGCACCAAGGAAACCGCCGAGCAAGAGGUCAAAGGCUACGAAGUCGAAUUGGCGAUGAACGAAGCAACGGUUCAAACGCUGGAGUUGAGGAUUUCUCAUACGCAAGACGAGAUUUCCGCCGUCGGAUCUGAAGUAGAAGCUCUUAAGAACAAAGAAGCUGCUUCGAGGGACGAGUUUAUAAGCGAAAUGUUUGAGAUUAACGCUAAGAUAAGGUUAGCCUCAUUUCAAUAG